Messenger RNA from Danio rerio (zebrafish), 4740 nucleotides. Lineage: Eukaryota; Metazoa; Chordata; Actinopteri; Cypriniformes; Danionidae. The record is from RefSeq and is a predicted model, not a curated record.
GUAUGUUUAUAUGUCAUUUCAGAUCUUUGCCAACCUUGUUUUGACCCCCUAGUACACCCCAUCCCCUGCUUUAAGGGGUAAACAAAUACUAGGCUACGCCCUCUAGUAGGACCCUUUUGUAUUAUAGCAGCUGCUGGUGAAACUAUGCGUAUAAUCAGUCUUUCAGAGAUGUAAAUCCGCCCUGCCGGACAGCAAAGAGUUAAGGCGAAAGAGGAAAUCCUAUCUGGUUGGCCAUACGGAGAAAUGCGAUUAUACUGCCUCAGUUUAACGCGGGCGAGCGGACGGAUUGCGCACAAUAAGAUCCGGCUCAUAGAGAAAGCUUCAACGCGGUUAGCAUCACAGACGAGUCUGCUGGUAUCAAAACGAAACGAGCGCUACAGAAAAACCACUAUUAUUGCUGGGGCAGACCUGAGGUUUUGAGCAGGAUGGACAGAGCCCACACUGGGCCGGGAGCGCUCUCUCAGGACGGACUGCAGUUGGGCGUCCAGCAGGUGAAUGGUCAGGUGCGAGUUUACGUGUGACGGACCGCAUUAACUUGAUUAACGUUAGCCUGACUGUUUUUGAGAAGUGUUUCGAUCAGAAUUCAUAAAGGCAAAAUCAGUGCGUCACCGAACCAUGAAGCAGCACCAUCACCAGCUGUUCAGGUGUUUCUGGCGGACUCUCGUCACCAUUCUUCUGUUUGAAGGCACACCUUUGAUGAUGUUCAGGGGGUCUCUCACUCUGACCCUACACAGAAAUGACAGCAGCUUCACACCGCAGCCGGACGCGCGCAUAACUCAUUCCUCACACAACGUCACAAACCAUAGAAGAGAACAGAAGCCUCUGGCAAUGACAAGGCCGUUUGCUUUUGUUGAUGGAGUUAGGAGAAGCCUGAGCGAUGUUUUACAGAAGGGUCACCCUGACAGAUUGCAGUGUGGUUUACAAGUGGGAAGCAGCUUGUAUAUCCUCGACCUGGAGAAAAACCAAGAUCUUUUGCCAAAACCACCUAAUGUGUUUUACUACCUGCCAAAUGGAACUGGGGUGUCCAUGAAAGAGAACACAGUGACACAUUGUUACUAUCAUGGUUCAGUGCAAGGUUUCCCUGAGUCACGCGUGGCUCUCAGCUCCUGCUCUGGGUUACGGGGAGUGAUAGUCAUUAACGCCACACUGAGCUUUGAACUGCUUCCUGAAGGAGAAGAAGAGCGAGGAAAAGAUGAUGAAGGGAGUGGAGAAAUGGAAGAAGGAGAGAUGCAUGCAAUUUACUCUACACACUCGCCAACAUCUGAGUCUAGAGACUGUGGGGUGUCACACACUUCUAUACCUCCCAUUCAGAUCAUCCCACACACACACAGGAGUAAGAGAGACAUUCUCUCUGAGAUCAAAUAUAUUGAGCUGGUUCUGGUGGCAGAUCAUAAAGAGUAUUUGAAUUAUCAAAAGAAUAACAAAACUAUAAUUUACCGCAUGUUGGAUGUCGCAAACCAAGUAGACUGGUUCUACCGGCCGCUGAAUGUACGUGUGGCUCUGCUGGGUUUGGAGAUCUGGAGUGACCAGGACAAGAUUAAAGUGGAUAAAAGUCCCACUGAAACUCUAAACCGCUUCCUGGAUUGGAGGACCAGGGAGUUACUGCCACGACUACGACAUGACAAUGCGCAGCUCAUCAUGGGUGAGUCAUUUGAUGGAACUACGGUUGGCAUGGCGUCUCAAUCCUCCAUGUGCUCGAAGGAUCGGUCAGGAGGAGUAAAUGUGGAUCACCUGGUGAGUGUAUUGGGUGUGGCGUCGACAGUGGCACAUGAAUUGGGUCACAACCUGGGAAUGAGUCAUGAUACUGCUGACAGGCGCUGUCAUUGCCAAAACGAGCCUCGCCUUGGGGGCUGCAUCAUGGAGCCGUCCACCGGGUUUAUGCCAGGUCAGCUGUUCAGCAGCUGUAGUGAACGCGACCUGUCUCUUAGUCUGCUGCACGGGGGCGGCAUGUGUCUGUUUAAUGUGCCUCAGCCGGAGAGUCUUCUUGGGGGACCACGCUGUGGGAACCUGUACGUGGAGAAAGGAGAGGAGUGUGACUGCGGCCUGCUGGAUGAAUGUAAUGAUCCCUGCUGCAAUGCCAGCACAUGUAAACUGGUUCCAGGGGCCCAGUGUUCUUCAGAUGGCAUCUGCUGUGAAAACUGCAAGCUGCGUGUGGCCGGUUCAGUGUGUCGGGAGCCACUGGGAGAGUGUGAUUUGCCUGAACACUGCACUGGUUCUUCUCCAUACUGUCCUCCCAAUGUCUUUCUACAGAAUGGAGAACCAUGCAAAGGUGGUUCCUCCUACUGCUACAGCGGUGUGUGUGCCAGUCUGGAUGACCAGUGCCAGAUGCUCUGGGGACAGAACUCCACCCGAGCUCCCCCCAUCUGCUUCUCUUCUGUGAACAAGCAGGGCAAUAAGUAUGGGAACUGUGGUCAGAUGCCCAAUGGUUCCUACAUCCCCUGUUUGAAAUGGGAUGUGCACUGUGGUAGGAUCCAGUGUCAGGGUGGAGGUGAACGUCCUCUCCUGGGCUCUAAUGCUGAGAUUCUGACCACAACGGUCAUACUCAACCAGAGUGACUUUACCUGUCGCGGGACCUACUUUAAUCUGGGCGAUGAUGUUUCUGACCCAGCCAUGGUGUUACAGGGGACAGCCUGUGGGCCCAACAAGGCAUGUGUGGACCAGAAAUGCCGGGACGUGUCCAUGUUUGGUGUUGACGAAUGCCGCAGCAAGUGCCAUGGCCACGGGGUGUGUAACAGUAAUAAGAACUGUCACUGUGAUGAGGGCUGGGCUCCUCCUGACUGCAGAUACUCUGGAAAUGGAGGAAGUGUGGACAGCGGACCUGCACAAGAACCCAGAGAUUCAGAUCCUGCGCGGGUGGCUCUUUUGGUCAUUUUCCUGUUUGUGCUGCCGGUGUCUCUGCUGUUUGUGGCUCUCCGUUUUCCUCGCUGUCGACGAGGCCUUGUGUACCUUGGGCACACACCAUUCAACAAGACCCGACAGAGCCGUGGAAUCACAGUGUCCUACAUUGAAUACUGUAUGAAGGAGGAAAACCCGAGGACUCCUGCAAUGGAGCUUGCGAACGCUCGAAAUGGUGAUCAGGCGCAGCCGCUCAGGUACCAGUGGCCUCACCAGAGUGACAUCCCCCUCACCCAGGCAAUCAGCAAGGUCCAGAACAGGCCUGCUGCUCCAACUAAACCUCUUCCGCCCGAUCCACCUGUCUCUAAACCUGCUCAGUUGGCGGCGCAUUGGCCCGCCCCUCCUACCAAGCCCCUUCCACCUGACCCCGCCCCCUCAGAGAGCAAGAUGCAGUGCAAGCCUACAGGAGCUCGACCAGCAGCACCAAGCAAACCUCUACCACCUGACCCUGUUCUCUCCAGCAGACAGAACCCUGUUCCCCCUAAACCUCCUGUUCCCAAGAAACCCCUGCCUGUGGAUCCUUCAUGUCACCCUCCUGUCCCUCCGCUGAUGGGACAUCCAGUAUCUGCUGCUGCAUCUUCUUCUUCAUACUCCUCAAGAAAUUCUGCGUCAGCCGCUGCUCCCGCCAGGCCUGCUCCUCAUCCGCCUUUACGGAGACAGCAGUACCAUGGGAAACCCCACUCUUCUCACCCCGUAUAGUCAGGAAGGAAACACCGGCCCUACUGCAAAUUUCUGCACUAUGGUUUGUUUUCAGUAUUUUGUCUUGUUUUCCAGUAAAAAAAAAAACAUCUGAGUUUCUUGAAAGCAAGGUAACUUUGAUAAUACGUUUUAGGUUUGUUUUAAAUAUAGAUUCUGAUUUGUUUAUUAAUGAAUAAAUUAAUUAGUUAAUAUAUGAAUAUAGUUUAAUAUAUUCUUUAUAAAUGUUGUAUAUUUAUUUUAUAGACUUCAAAUAUUCUUUCCUUUUCAAAAAGAACAAGUCUACAACAAAAGUCAAACCAAACUAAGAGAUUAAUAGUCACACAAGUCCUCAAGUAAAUAAAAUAGCCAGAGCUCUGUUCUCUGUAAAAAAAUGCUGGGAUCUUCAUGAUCGGUUUGUUUUGAGACAACAUGGAGGAAUUUAGUUUACUUAUUAGUUAGGCCAAACAAAAUCGGCUGACAUUUUUUGCUAUUUCUGCACAGAAUAUUGAAAAAAUCUGCAGAUUUUUGUGGAAUCGCAUAAAAACUUAAUAUGUUAAAUUAAAAAAAAACAAUACAUGUUAAUCAAAUUAGAUCUCAAUUAGAUCCAUUUAUUUGGUAAACAAAGCAAGUCUCUUAUAAAAUGUCUUCUAAAAGACGGAAAAUAUUACUUUACAAACUUUAUUGUAAAUGAAUCUUAUGAACAUUUUCUUAUUAAUUAAUAAUAUUAAUAAAAUUCAUAAAAAAAAUGAAUAAAUAUAAAUGUACACACAAGUAAAUAAAUAGACUCUAUGGAGGGAUUUCUGUGCGCGAAUUCCGUGUGGGCCUACUUAUUAGUAAAGUUAGUAGUAGCUAGUGGAUUGAACAUAAUACAAAUACGUUAUCCCCCAAACAAGUCAAGAAGUGUGUUGUUGCUGCUCAUUUUAAGUAAGUAGUUUGAAAAAAAUGCAAACAUAAUUUUUUGAGUGUUGUAAGGAUGACAAAAAGUCAUUUGUAUGUGUACAAAAGGUACAUUUUUGGCUGGUUUUCAUCAGCUCUCUAAUGCUGUUCAUUAAAGUAAAAAUUUCUAAGAUGGCCAGUUCAAUUAGGGCCGUACUCACACUAGGUACAGUUGCCUCGAACCGGGCCAAAGCACGCUUGUCCCCCCUCCCGUCUCCCCUGACGGCCCGC